This is a messenger RNA of Anneissia japonica, 8539 nucleotides long. Its product is annotated as TBC1 domain family member 1-like. Bases 173 to 4138 code for a protein of 1321 amino acids. The record is from RefSeq and is a predicted model, not a curated record. The transcript has 21 exons. Lineage: Eukaryota; Metazoa; Echinodermata; Crinoidea; Comatulida; Comatulidae.
GAUACUCUAGCAAGCUAGGGGCUGCCAAGUGAGCAGCUGAUCCGACUCAUUCAUUCAAUAUCAUUUCAGACAUCUAUAAAAACCAGUUUUAUUAAAAUCUAACCAGGAUGUCUUUGGGGAUUUUCUGAAACGGAAAUCCUCAUUUGUACUCAGGUGAGGUUGUUAAUUCACAAUGAACACUUUCUCUGACAGUGCUUGCGAACAACAAGCCGAAGAAGAUAGCGGAGUAAAUUGUCGCGACUCAAGCCCAAGCGAUAGCGAUUCGCCACUUUUAACCACAAACACUCGGGCUAACACUUCGCCUGACGAGCCGAAAGAUGCAGGUUCUGAUGUUAAAAACAAAACGAUGCUUAGUGGAAAUAGCGAAUCUAAUCCUGCCUCCAAACAUUUUAAUUUGAUGUUGCUGGGUUGUUCUGUUCUUGAUAAAAGAAUUACCCAACCACUGUUACCCUGGAUUGUUGCCGAAGUGAAACAUGUUGCGCAGGGUAAAGAGGAGGCCAUUUCGCUGGAGGUCUCCCAGCAUACCGUUAGAGGAAUUGUAAAUAGAACGGGCAAGACUGCAUUUUGCCAUCAUUUGCAAGGUAUCGGCAGAUUUUGUAGAGGAAUUGACAAGGAAUAUUUCAGUUACUUAUGGAGACGUGAAAGCGAUAAACCAUUCACAUGUUUUGUCUUUAAAGUGGAUAAUUUGGAAUUGGUUGGUACGAUUCACUCUGCAAUACGAGAGGCAGCAAAACAUGUUGAAGGGAAGUCAUACAGUCAGAAUGAGAGUCACCAGUUGAAAGAGAUGCCAUUUAUUGGUGACACAAUUCUGGAUAGUAGUAACAGUUACGAGGUUUUAUACUGUGGCAGGGUGGUUGUUUCACACAAGAAAGCACCGCCAUCGCUCAUUGACGAAGCUAUAGCCAAGUUCAAAGAGUUUGAAAUAUCCGAGGAUUACAGUGACAGACGGCGGCGACAUUUCUCAACAGGAGACCAAUCAAGGUCGCGUUCCAACAGCGUUGAAAGGAAGAAAUCCCAGUCUGUUGAUGAUUUAGAUUGUGUUGAUAAUAUGCUUUUGAGAAAUACGAGCUCUGAAUCGUUAGACUCAAAAACGGACAGCGAGUGCGAAUCUGACAUUGGAAUCCCACGAUGCAACAGUGAUGUGAGCAACAGUUCUAGUACGUAUAUGUCCGUACAUCGAGGAAGCGUUCCGACCUUUGACAGACAAUUGAGCAUUGCCACGUUACUGAUGCGAAAACAUAACCCGCAGAAUCGCACAAUGUUGUUCCAGAUCGGCAAAGAGACAUUAACGCUAAUCAGCCCGGGAAAAAAGACAGCAGUGAUGGCUAAAAGGUUUUGCGACAUCUCAUUUUGUUCCCAGGGAAUAAAACACCCGGCAUAUUUUGGGUUUAUCUGUCGGGAAAAAGGAAGUUACAUGUGCUACGUUUUCAAGUGCCAGUCGGAGCCAGUAGUUGGUGAAAUCUUGGUUACCUUGAAGCAGAGUUUCCAGGCAGCCAUGAAUAAUAUCAAGACGCACAUUGUUUGUGAAAGUUGUCCGAUGCACAAGCUCCACAAGUUGUCUCAGGAGCUAGAUGGUUUAAUACCAGAUGAAGUGCACUCUAGGCUGAUGAAGAAACUAGAGAAAAUAAGUGAUGUAAAUAACAUUCCGAUCCUCCAGAAAUUGAAGGAUGCAAAUCUAAAGACUAAACAGGAGGAAAAUGAACGGAUGAUGAGUAUGUUGUUAGGAGUUUGUAGACAAGAGCAGAAAAUACACAUUCACAUUAGCCACACUCAAGAAAAAGUACUGCAGGAAUCACCUAAAUCAAGUAGAAUGGAGGCCAAGCCAACAGCACAAACAUCAAAACUAGAGAACCUUAAGAACAGGGCUAAGCGAUCAUUACUUGAUAGUUUCCUGUCAAAGGGACGGAGUCGGAGUAACACGGAGAAGGCAGCAUCAAAGAGUGCAGACGAGUCUGGUCUGGUCAACCCUCAUUAUAAACCUCAUAGCAACUCUUUUAGCACUUUUAGCAAUCAGUCUUCAAGUGAGUCACCCAAAUCACCCACAAAAGCCAUUCAAAGUUACUCACCUAAUAAGACAGAAAGUAGAACACCGAAGAAAAGCCCAUCUAUGGAAAACAAGAACAAUAGAAAAAAGCUAGACCUACGUGACGUUUCUGUCACGCCAAUGCGCCCUCGAAGUAAAACACUUGGUGACUCACCGACGACACCGCCAUUGUCAAGAAGACAGACCCCACCGGCUAGGAAGGAAUUUACCUCACCAAGACCAGUGAUUCACAGGUACGGUGGAACGCCUGUGCCUUUGAGCAGGGGUAAAAACAGCAAAGGCAACCAGGGGACUAUGAGCUUUGAUGACAGAAGGAGUACGCAUAUGACGUCAUCACCUUACUCCUCCAUGACUCCAAGGCGUCAGACCUCAUGGAGACAAGCCAUCUUCAACAGGGUUGUAACGCCGGCCAAGGCAGUACCCGAGAUAAGCGAAGAAGAUGAAGAGUUAGUAUUUGAUGAUAAUAGCUCUCAGGGAGAUAACACUGAUUGUAUUAAGAAACAUGAUUCUCGAUUCAAAACCAAAGCAAUGAUUCGUGCCCUCUGGAGGAAGGUUAUAAUGGAACAGAUUAUCCUGAUAAGAAUGGAAAGAGAAAACCGACGAAUUGAAGAGCCUUCGCCAGAUACUGAGCAUCUUGAUAGACUUUCACAGGACAUGGCAACUUUAAAACGUCAAAAGCUGGAUUAUGAAGAAAUCACACCAUGUCUGAAGGAAGUGACCAAGAAAUGGGAGAAAAUUCUAUCAAAACCAGACAGGAGUCGUGUCAGAUUCGACCCAUAUUUUAUUGCAGAUGCUGUAAGGGAAGGUGUACCACGUCAGAAGCGAGGAGAGAUCUGGCUUUUCCUCGCCGAACAGUAUUUAAUAUCGCACACAACGACGGAAACAGAUGACCUACCAAAGUACCACAACUUGCUGAGUCAACUCACCACCCAUCAACAUGCAAUACUCAUUGAUUUAGGGCGCACAUAUCCUACUCAUCCGUACUUCUCAAAUCCUUUGGGACGUGGUCAGCUUUCCCUGUUCAACCUCCUGAAGGCAUACUCGUUAUUAGACAGCGAAGUUGGCUACUGCCAAGGACUUAGUUUUGUAGCAGGUCUCUUACUUAUGCAUAUUGAAGAGGAGGAGGCCUUCCAGAUGAUGCAAUAUUUGAUGUUUCACCUUUCUUUCAGACGACAAUACAAGCCAGAUAUGGUUGCACUCCAGAUUCAAAUGUACCAGUUGUCACGUCUUCUUCAUGACCAUCACCGGCGCUUACAUGACCACCUGGAGGCCAACGACAUUGGACCGUCCCUGUAUGCUGCAGCGUGGUUCCUUACGAUAUUCACUUCGCAGUUUCCACUAGGAUUCGUCGCAAGAGUGUUUGAUUUGAUCUUCCUCCAAGGUUUUGAUGUAAUCUUCAAAGUAGCAUUGAUUAUUCUGGGAAGUCACGAGGAGUUGAUCCUCCAGUGUGACGGCUUUGAGGCGAUCAUCGAAUUCCUCAAGGAUACCCUUCCAUCUCUCGGCAUUGUGCAAAUGGAAAAAGUCAUCAACAAGACUUUCGAAUUAGAUAUAUCAAAGGAGUUACACGCUUACGAAGUGGAGUACCACGUAAUUCAGGAGGAGAUGGUGAACACACCGCAAUCCGGCGAUCAGUUGGCUUCAUUAGAGGCAGCUAAUCUUAAACUGAAAAGACAGAACAUGGAGUUGAUUGAGCAACUGCAGUCUGCGAGAAAUGCUCGACACAGCCAGGAGGCCACUGUCCAACAUUUACAGGCUUCAGAAACAAAGCUCCGGUCUGAGAAGAGAACACUGGAGUUGGAAAGAGAGGCUUUGCUUAGCACAAUCCAGAAACUUCAGAGUUUAAUCCCAGAACAUUUGCUGCAGGAUUCCGGCAUCAACUUCACAUUCCCGACGAAGAGUACGACAAAUAAAAUGGCAAGCAAAAGCAAGGAUAAGACAAUAAAUUCAAUUGAUGAACUUGAAAUGAAUAUCACUCCGAUUAAGAGGACGGUUCCUCGUCCAAGGAUGUCCAGUAGUGGCAGCUCUGGAAGUGAACUCAGCUCCAGUACAUACAGUGAAGACUCUUUAGCAGUGAAUGGAUCCCAGGAACAUUGAGAACUCGCACAGAGAUUAUGGCAGUAUUCCAACUUGAAUAGAUAUUUUAGUAUUACUUUUUCUCUUGCCACAAAAUGUUGAGGUGAUUCCAUGCUACAUGAUGGUGCCACAUUACAUGGUGUGGCCAUGCUACAAAGUGGUGCAAUGCAACUACAGAAUGAGUAGUAGUAUGAUUAAUCAUGCCAGAUAGGAUCCUACACAUUAGUACUUUGAGCAUCCUAAUCCUUAUGCAAUCAACCCUUUGCUAGUGAUUCAAUGUCAGAUGGUGGCAUGCUACAUAGGAGCUGUCAAAUCAACCACUGAAAGUGAUGCAACUUGCUAGAUAGCACAAAGCCUAAUUGUCAUAUGACAACAAUUUAUUAUAAAUUAAUUAUUCAUUUUGUGGGCAGAUCUGAAUUUCUCAAUGCUAUAUAUGAAAAAAGGUAUUUAACAAUUUGAACCAAUACUAGGGUCAUUGUAAUACAUUGCAUUGGUGAAGGUAAUUACCCAAUGUGGCAGGCUGGUAGUGUGGUACAUAGCAGUCUGGUUAGCCAUGCUACCAUCGGUGGUGACCAUGCUACAAAUUAGUUGUGUAACAAUCCCAGGUAUGGUCAUGUUACAAAUAAGUCACUGUAACCAUCCUAUGUUGGGGAUCAUACUACAAUUUUUUCUGUGUAACUAUUCCAGGUGAUGGCCAUGCUACAAAUUAGUAUGUGUAACCAUCCCAGGUGGUGACCAUGCUACGGCAUAGUCAGUGAAGACCUAAAAUGUCCCCCUGGGUUAGUUACAAAGUAGCGUGUUAACUAUCAUUUGUCUUGCUACAAAAUGGUAGUCUCUGUUACUAUCCAAUGUGGCAAAGAAAUUGUUGUUAGUAUCACAAUUUGAUAUAAAUACAAGUGUGCUUUAAAUGCAAGUUAAGUAAUAAGAAUUUAAUUCUGAUAAAAGGGAUCAUGAACUAUAAUACAUUCUCAAUAUAAAAAGUGGACCAAAGUAGAUUGGAAAAAUAUUCUUAAAAUGUAAUAUUAAAAAAUGACAGCUGAGUAAUAAAUGAAUAAAAACAGGAUAAGUUAAAAAUGUAGCUUCCAGUUUAGAUUAAUGCCUUGAGUAGUGAGUGAUUGCAAGUGCUGAGGCACCUCCAUAUUUCAAGAAGCCAGUUUGUAAAAAUGAAAAUGUACAGUAUAUAUGUGAGAUAUGAACGUACGCACACAAAUCAUAAUACUGUAUACACAAAGAAACACCGCGGCCGUUCUAAGGCAAAACAACGUACAGUAUCUGCACAAAAAUAUAGUAGCAGUUACGUUUUGCCAUGAGACAGCCAACUGUAUGAACUAGAUGUGUUGAAUCACUCUAUGUUAUCUGUAGGGGUCCCAAUUACGAAUGAUUUGUGGGUAGAGGGUUAUUUUCCGGGAGAUCCUUGCUUGCUUGUGAAAGUCCAAUUUUCCAGAAGACUACAGUGACUUGUAGGAGACUUGGAUCCCUGCAUCUGAGAUACAAUAUAUGGAUUUUAUGUAAGUGGAUAAAUACAUUGUAUAAAGGUCAGUAUACAUGGAUACAGUAUAUGGAUUUUAAAUACAGUAUAUUUAUUCAUUCAUUCAUUCAGUACUUUAUUUCAGAACAAAUUCCCAUAAAACAAAAAAAUAAACACAGUAUAUACAGUACACUGAACGAAAGUAUGCAGUGUACACUGUAUUUAUAGAUAUAGUAUAUGGAUUGUAUAUGCAGUAUAGAAAAAAUAUUGUACUGCUCUAUAUACAUUAUACAGUACACAGUAUUUAAAGGUACAGUAUAUGGAUUCAACAUGCAGAUUGUGGAUACACAGUAUUUAAUACUCAUUCUGUGGAUCUAAUGAAUUCAUCAAUACAGUGCGGAUUGAAUAUACAGUAUAUGGAUUUAAUAUACAGUAUAUAUAUUUAAUAUACAGUAUAUAUAUUUAAUAUACAGUAUAUGGAUUUAAUAUACACUAUAUGGAUUUACAGUAAUAUACAGUAUAUGGAUUUAAUAUACGGUAUAUGGAUUCUAUAUACAGUUUAUGCAAGAUACAGUAUUGAAGAUACAGUAUCCAGAUAAAUUUUGUAAGUGGCAAAUUUGUUGAAAAAAAAAGAAAUAAUGGAAUAAUUAAAGAUUUGAAAAUAUGUAUUUUGGCUGACAUAGGAUGAUUAGAGGAUGGAAGCUGAAAGCAAAUAUUUUAGGUAAAUUAUACAAUUUCAGUAAAUUAUAUUAGAUAUAAGAAUGAAAGCUAUAAUAAUAAAGGUUAACAAUCUAAAAUUUAUAAACAAAAAAAGGAGACAUUUUUAUUUUUUAGAAUAAGCGUAAUGUUCUGAACGUCUACUGAAAAUCCAAUGUGUGAGUGAAAAUAUAUAUGCGACAUUUUCCUUGAUAUGCAUGCUGUAUGCAUUUACGUGUAUAGUAUACCUUUAUGUAUGUGCUAUGAGAAGAAUGCAAUGUAUAUUUUAACCACUGUUAUUAGUAUGUAGAAGAAGAUAUGACCUUUCUGCUUAGAACCAAUGUAUAGCAAGGUAAAAUGAACAUAAUGUUGAUUUAUUAAUUUAUUUGAUUAGAUUUCAGGUGCUAAAUCUAAUAGAAAGCAAUACUACAAUGUAAUAUCUUAAUUUGAGCAAAACAGUUUAUCUUGUGAAGGUAACAUUUUCUGUACUAGAGAAAUUCAUGUUUAUAUACCUGUAAUGUGUAUAAGCAUAGUAAUAUUUUGAGGUGAAGUAUAUGGAUUUCAUAUACAGUACAAUAUAAUUAUUCUGUCAGGUGAUGCAGUACUAUAUGCAUGAAAGAUAUAGUGCAGUAUAUGGAUUCAGUAUACAUUUUAUGAAUUCUAUAUAUGGUAUAUGGAUGUAAGAUACAGUGUAUGGAAUCAAUGAACUGUACAAUAUAUGAAUUUAAGAUUAAAUUUAUUCAUGACAGUAGUGAUUGAAGAUGGACUAUCAUGAUUCAGAAUACAGUACCAAAUAGUAUAAAGAUACAGUAUGUAAAUUCAAGAUAUAGUAUAUGAAUUCAAGAUACAGUAAAAAUAUGUCAUUUAAAGAUACAGUAUAUUGUCUCAUGAUACAGUAUAUGGAUUCAACAUACAUUAUAUGGAUUUAAGAUACAGUCAAGAUACAAUAUUUAUGGAUUUAAAGUGUAAAAGUAACAUUUCAAGUUAUGAAUCCAUGGUGAUGACAUUUUUUAGGAUGUCUGUUAACUGUAACCCAAGUAAAGCAGAAAUUACCCUGACAGUUACAAUCAGCAGCUAAAUUUAAAUUAUUUUUAGAGUAAAAAAUAAUUCAUGUUCUUGAUUGUGAUUGGUUCCCAAGAUUUCAUAGAACACCAUUGUUUAGUACUGUAUGAUCAGGUAUUAGAAUUUGAUGAAUUAUCUACAUAUUAUUUCAACUUAAUUUAUAUCAAUACCAUUCCAUAUAGAACAAACAUCUAUUAUGUUUAAUUUGAUUUCCUUGAAGGAAACCACUUUUCAAUCAUGCUCAAAAUAUCCAGAUAUUUGUACAAAGUAUUAGCAAUGUUCAAUUGUGUUAAUAAAAUACUGUAUACAGCAUUGUAAUUGUACGGAGGACAUUAUUUGCCAGUUUUAUGUAGACAGGUUUAUUUAGGUUAUCGUACAAUAGAUGUAUUAACUAACGUCAAUGUUACUUAAAUUCAUCAUUGUUUCAAGACAAAUACUGUAUCACGUUUAGAAAAUACAAAAAAAUGGUAAAUAUGAAUUGUUCAGUUAAUACAAUAUGUUUGAGAAGGGGGUAUGUGAGUGAGGGGUAAAGACUGUGUGAGGAAAAUGACUGUAUGAGGAAAGGGAGAGACUGUGACAGCAGUAAAGAAUGAGAGGGGUAAAGGCUGUGUAUAGGAAGGGUAUGCUGUAUUCAGAAACAGUGUUUAAGGAGGCGAAAGAAAGAUCUUGAGAGAAGCAACCAAAUUUACAAAUACUGUAAUUUACCAAUACCGAAUUUACCAAUAAUUGUCUACCAAUAAAUACAUAGUUUACUCUAAAACAGAUUUUGAAAGAAUGCACAAAGUUUCCACAGUUACUAGAAUAGUAUAUUGCUGUAUUACACUACAGUGGCUGUUUUUCAUCUAUACUGGUUCUAUACUCCUCCUAUUAUGCACCACUUAGCUUUGCUUUUCAAUUAUUUACACAAAUAUACUGCACUUUAUUUUUAAUUACAUUCAGUUUAAAGCCAUAUGUUGUUUUAUAUAUAACUACCCUGAAAAACCCCUCCUAUGCACUUGUAACUCUUUCAUAGACUAUUUGUUGAUCUUGUGUUUAAAGUGUCAGCCUGUAAUAAUUUAGGGCUCAAAUCUUGUGAUUUAACAUUUUAUUGCAAUACAUUAAAGUGUGUUGUACUAUUUUUCCAGUAAAAACAGAGUGCAGUACUCUAGAGAUGGAUAUUACAUAUGUGUUGAUUAAAGGUCAAAAUGUGAUAGCAA